This is a messenger RNA of Gigantopelta aegis, 2978 nucleotides long. RefSeq names its product splicing regulatory glutamine/lysine-rich protein 1-like. The record is from RefSeq and is a predicted model, not a curated record. Lineage: Eukaryota; Metazoa; Mollusca; Gastropoda; Neomphalida; Peltospiridae. The transcript is spliced from 22 exons. Bases 104 to 2503 code for a protein of 799 amino acids. Gene Ontology annotation, cellular component: nucleoplasm. Gene Ontology annotation, molecular function: RNA binding.
UCUAUUGUGACAAAAAUGUCGUCGAAGGAGCGUGCCUUCUUUAUUUAAAAUUGAUUUUUUUUUUUCAUAGAUCUUUGAUUUAAUUGCUUUGAAAAUAAAUAAAAUGUCAGAUAAAUUGGAUACGAAAGUGAUCCAGGUGACCAAUGUGGCUCCUGGAGCCACUUGGGAACAGAUGAAAACAUUAUUUUCUUUUCUGGGCAGAAUUCGGGAUCUGAAAAUGUAUCCCCCAGAGCACUCGGAGUUGCAGGUCUCGGCCCGUGUUUGCUAUGUUGAGUUCGAUGAUCCGACAAGUGUUGGCAUUGCCCUUCAUCUCACCAACACAGUCUUCAUUGAUCGGGCUCUUAUUAUUGUGCCAGUAUUGGAUGGGAAAAUUCCUGAUGAGAAUACAGCCCUUCAGCUGACUCCUCAAGUUGUGUCUGGAAUGAUGCCCGGUCUGCCAACAUGGCCUAGUAAUGUCGUCAGUCAGAUCAGUCGCACACCUCAAGGUCCAGUGAUAACAACGGUUGACCCACAGCUGACUAAUCUAGGACUUCCUCAGUAUCCUCCACUUCCUGGCAAUGUGGAACCAGGGAAAGUUGAAGAAAUUCGAAGAACUGUAUAUGUGUCUAAUUUGGAUUCAUCAGUGAUACCAGAACAACUCUUGAGUUUUUUCAGCCAAGUUGGUGAAGUUAAAUAUGUUCGAAUGGCAGGAGAUGAUUUUCAGCCGACACGCUUUGCUCUAAUUGAGUUCACCGAUCAGCGAUCAGUGGCCACUUCACUAACAUACAAUGGAGUAAUGUUUCAAGGACACCCCAUUAAGAUCACUGGACCAGUGCUAACGAAAACUGAUAAUGACAUUCCGACCUCGAGUUACUCGGAUGGAAUCAGGUUUCAAGAUGGCCAAAUAGCAUCUAGCUGGCAGACAUUUAUAGAACUUCUCCGGAAAAGAGUGAACCAUUCUAACAUGGCCAUUCAGAAGCCCCUGUCAAAAGAUGAAGCUGCAUCACAGCGUGAGAUGGAGGAUGCCAUGAAGAAGGUCAAGGAAGCCCAGUCACUGAUCACUGCAGCAGCUGAAGGUGAAGGUAAAAAAUCGAAAAGAAGCAGUUUGGACCGGCGAAGCCGAUCCGUGUCCAAAUCGAGAAGAUCAAGAAGUAAAUCCAAGGGACGAAGCCGUUCACGAUCAAGAAGACGAUCAAGAUCUCGUCGAAGGUCACGAUCAAGAGGCCGGAGGUCAAGAUCAAAAUCAAGAAAAAGAUCUAGGUCACGACGAAGGAAAUCGAGGUCAAGAAGCAGACACCGCAGACGUCGAUCCAGGUCGAAGUUGACCAUUGAACCGCCUUUGGGCAUGGACCAUGGUCAAUUGAAAUGGUCACGCAGAUCAAGAUCUAGAGAUCGGCGAAGGUCAAGGUCACGAUCUAAGCACCGGAGCAAGUCCAAAAGAUCAAGAUCGAAGUCUAGGAAACGAUCCAAGACCCCUCCUAGAGCAUUUAUUCAUCGUAGAUCCAGAUCGAGGAGUCGCAAGAAGAGUAGGUCAAAGAGUCGACAUCGUUCUAAAUCCCGGGAGAAGAGGAAGCGAACCAAAUCACCGUCACCGCCUAAACUAGAGCGGGAAUGUUCGUUGCCUCGGCAAGCGGACUCUGCCGAAAGUCUGAUUCCACCUGCAGCUGAUGUUGAUGUGAAGCCCAACAGUGACCCAAAGACUGAAGCACCACCCACAAAACCAAGUGACCCAAAGCCUGAGGCAUCGCCCACAAAAUCAAGUGAACCAAAGGAUGAAACAACUGCUUCAAAGAAAAGUGAACCAAAGGAUGAAACAACUGCUUCAAAGAAAAGUGAACCAAAGGAUGAAACAACUGCUUCAAAGAAAAGGUCAUCCAAAAGUCGGAGUGCCAGUCCCAGCCCAAGGAAGCUGAGCCCUGUGAGACGUUCCCGCACCCCACUCCGCUCUCCGCGACGCGCAAGUCCUUACCGGAGUCCUCGACGCAGCCCGCGACGCAGCCCAAGACGAAGCCGUGCUCGCAGUCCCAGGAGAAGUCCUCGGAGGAGUCCCCGUAAAGUCUCAGUUAGUCCACGACGCAGGUCCAUCAGUCCUCGGCGCAGGUCUAUCAGUCCUCGACGCAGGCCCUCCGUCAGUCCAAAAAGAAAGUCCAGAUCGCCAGUGCGUAGAAAAAGGAGCAGAAGAAGUCGGUCCACAUCGCGGCGUCGGUCUCGUUCUAGAAGUGGUUCCAGACACAGGAAGAAAGAUAAGAAAAGGGACCGAGAUCGAAGCAGGGACCGUAAACGAGACAAAGACCGAGAAAGCAAAAAGAAGAGUCGCGACAAAGACCGAGAGCGAGAGAAGGAUAAGGAUAAGGAUAAGGAUAAAGACAAGGACAAGGACAAGGAUAAGUCUGACACUAAGGUCGUGAGGGAUUACGACGAGGAGGAGAAAGGAUUCGGAAGUGGAGCUGAAAACAAGAAGAGUGACAGCGCGGCAGAUCUCGACAGUAAUAGACAGAUGGUCGACAUGGAGAUGAGCGACUGAACGCACUGUGCUCGGAACAUCUCUUUGUAAUAAGAAGCAAAUUAAUGAGCCAUUAAUUAAUGGAUUAAGUCUUCUGAAUAUGACUAAAUUGCUGGUGUGAUAAUUCUCAUAUGAACUUUGAAGAAAUUCAUUGUUGUGAACAUUCAGAUAUUAACUUGAAUUUUACAAAAUUUGGUAUUAUGGAUGUUCAAAGUUGAAUACUUAAGAAUUACACUGUUCAAAGACACUAAGGGAACAGUUGGAAAGUAGAACAAUUGAUAGUCAUGUACACUUCAUUGUUUAAAUUGGAGGACAGUUGGAAUUUAUUAUUCAAACAAGGUAUUAUAAAUCUUCAACUUAAAAGACUUUGAAAGACAAUUUGAAUAGUUUAUGUAUCAUGGAGAUGUAACAUGUUGGUUUGUAGCAAGUUUAGACAACGUAUUUGUCAGAUUACUCUAGCAUGUCCUAAACUAGACUAAUAAAUCUUCUCUUACUU